This is a messenger RNA of Spodoptera frugiperda (fall armyworm), 1723 nucleotides long. Its product is annotated as GTP-binding protein Rhes. Gene Ontology annotation, molecular function: GTP binding; GTPase activity. Bases 362 to 1531 code for a protein of 389 amino acids. The transcript has 5 exons. NCBI's taxonomy places the organism in Eukaryota, Metazoa, Arthropoda, Insecta, Lepidoptera, Noctuidae. The record is from RefSeq and is a predicted model, not a curated record.
GGAGUCAGUGUCGGUUGAGGAUCGCGUGCGGGCACCCGCGUAGCUCUACGCCGUAGCGCUACGAACACGCCGCGGCUACGAGAUUUAUUUUUUGUGCUACGCGCUGAAUGCAGUCAAUGUUCCCGUUUUACGUUGACACAAUUUUUUUUUAAUUUUCGUCGAGUGCAGUGAAUGGUUUUUGAGGCGCUCAGUGUAAAUACUCUUUAGUGGAAUCCGACUUUUAUAGGGAUUUUAUCGAGUGUAAAAUGUAAUGUAAAAACACAAACAUAAAAUAUAGCCCAAAUACCAAAAAACAGGCAAAAAAGUGAACUAAACAAAAACCAAUAAGAAUGUGAAACAAAGUGCCAAAAACAGUGAAAAAAUGUUGAACGGAACCACGGAAAGGGGGGGCUUGUCCUUACAAUCGUCACCGGUAAAGGUGUCCACAUCCCCAGUUCGAGCCACUUCGAGCCCGGUUCGAGCACCUCCUUCGCCGCUCAAAUCUUCUUUAGCCAGUGGAAGGAGAUCUCCCAGAAGAUGUCAGUUUGCGGCCCCUGUGGAAGAUGCGAGGGAUAAAUGUGGGGCUUCCUGGCUCUGUCGAAGAGGGGCUGGGAUUGGGGAGGAGUCGGACCUUGAAAGGUCUCCAGGUCCCAGUGCCCCUGUGCUGCAGGCUUGUGACGAGUCCGUGCCGCCGCCGAAGAACUGCUACCGAUUGGUUAUGUUGGGGUCAGCACGUGUUGGCAAGACAUCACUAGUGUCCAGGUUUCUGGGCACAAAGUUCGAAGACAGCUACACCCCAACUAUUGAAGACUUCCAUCGAAAGCUGUACCGCAUCAGGGGCGAGGUGUACCAACUGGACCUUCUGGAUACAUCGGGAAACCAUCCGUUUCCAGCUAUGAGGAGACUGUCUUUUCUUACUGGUGACCUCUUCGUGUUGGUAUUUGCGAUGGACAGUCGCGAGUCAUUUGAAGAAGUGAUACGGCUUCGGGAACAGAUCCUGGAGACGAAGGCUAGUGCUAGCAGUGGCAGCAGCAGAGGUCGUCGCCAGGCACCCAGAGUCCCCAUGGCCAUCGCUGGGAAUAAAUGUGACAGGGAUCUUAAGACAGUCCAACCCGAAGAAGCCGUAGCCUACUGCAACACCCAAGACUCAGCCUGCGUCUUCGUUGAAACGUCAGCGAAAAAGAACUUCCACGUCGACGACCUCUUCUAUGAACUCUUCGUGGUAGCAAACUUACCUUUAGAAAUGGCCCCGAACCACCAUAAAAGGGUCAGUACUGCAUUCGGCAGCCCCUGCACUUUACCCCCUACCAGUAGCCAAAGUAAUAGGAGUAAGAAAUGUACCCUUUCCAUCAAGAGAAGACUAUCAGACGCUUGCGGAGUUGUCGCUCCGAAUGUUAGAAGACCCAGCAUCAGAACUGAUCUAAUGAUAAUGAGAACAAAGACUUGUGCCAAAGGAGACACGGACAGUACGAGUGGAAGCCCGAAGAUAACCCUGAACCGUCUUGUAAGGUCUUCGGGGCAGAGUGAAAAGCGUUCAUGUGUUAUACAGUGAUAUUUAAUGUUAGGAGACAAGGUCUGAUGAAAGAUGAUCGUGUCGAUAGGUGCUAUAAUAGGACGUGGAUGAAUUUGUAUGCUGCAAAAAGUUUUGGAAACUUCAAAAUGCUACCGAGGGUCCUUUUAGAGGCAUAUAUUCAGAUUGGUAUAUCAUAAUUCAAGAUACAGUGAAACCUUGUUAAGUGAGACA